AUGCCCCUGUUUGGAUUCACUGGUAACGAGGUUCAGUCGGUUAGCCAGAUGAAAUUGGCCAUUUCGCUUGGUGAAGAGCCGCUCAAAAGGACGCGGGCCACUAACUUCAUCGUAGUGGACACGCCCUCGGCGUACAACGUCAUUUUAGGCCGACCAGCCCUCAGUGAAUUCCGGGCUGUCGUCUCAACAUUAUAUCAGAAGAUCAAGUUCCCUGUCGAGGACCAAGUGGGAGAAGUCAGAGGCGAUCAGUUGGCAGCGCGGUGCUGCUAUGUGGAAAUGAUUGAAGAACGCAGGUGCUACAUACCAGUGGCUCAUGAACAAAGUGUUCCAGAAGUAGAUCGAGCGAAACCUAGAGAUAUAGAGGAAACCUUUGGGACGCUGAGGACAUACGGGGUCAAGCUAAAUCCCCAGAAGUGUCUGUUCGGAGCAAAAAGUGGGCGCUUCCUGGGGUACAUUGUGACCGAGCGAGGCAUAGAGACCGCCGACUGGAGCUUGCCAUUUUUUAAGAUUCUGCGCCGAGCCACUAAGUUCCAAUGGGACACAGAGUGCCACAAAGCCUUCAAAGAGCUCAAAGUAUACCUCAAUUCCUUACCUGUGUUAGCCAAGCCGGUCGCUAGGGAAGCCCUUAGAGUUUACUUGUCCUCGACUGAAUAUGUCGUCGGGUCGGCUCUUGUGAGGUCGGACGGUGAAGAACAACCUGUGUACUUCUUAAGCCACAUACUAAAGGAUGUUGAGUCUCGCUACACUGGUCUCGAGAAGUUAGUCUUUACGCUGGUACUUGCCGCUCGAAGGCUCCGCCCUUAUUUUCUGGCGCACCCGAUCGUUGUGAUAACGAACAUCCCCCUGGGGAGGGCCCUUCUCAAUCCAGAGGCAUCCGGUCGGUUAAUCAAAUGGAUCACAGAACUUAGUGAAUUUGACAUACGGUAUCAUCCCCGGACGGCUAUCAAAGCGCAGUCGUUAGCAGAUUUUGUCACUGAGGUACCAUAUCCCGAGCCCAAAGCCACCUGGAGGGUGUACGUGGAUGGAUCGUCCACUCGGCAAGGAAGUGGGAUCGGUGUGAUGUUAAUCUCCCCCCACGGAAAACGGAUGCAUUUGUCCAUACUGCUGGAUUAUCGAGCGACCAAUAAUGAAGCAGAGUAUGAGGUGUUGAUAGCGGGCCUGCAGGCCACUCGGCAUGUGGGAGCCAACAAGGUCUUGAUUCAUUCCGAUUCACAGUUGACGGCUCAGCAACUCUCGGGAGCAUUCGAGAUAAGCAACGUCAGGCUCAAGCUUUAUGCGGGAGCCUUCAAAAAACUGAAGGCCAGUUUUCGAGAGGUGCUCAUCCAGAAGAUCCCCCGAGCAGAGAAUCAGGCUGCAGAUGAGUUGGCUAAGCUUGCCAGCUCGAUAUCACCAAUUGUCAUCCAACAAUCAAUCGAGCAGGUAUCUUUGGUCGCCCACAUCGACCGAAUGGAGGGGCUCACAUUCCCAAAUGACUGGCAGACGACUAUAGCAGAAUUUCUAAGGUCAGGGGCAACACCUUCCGAUCGGGAGGAAGCGCAUCUGCUCAGGAAGAGAGCUGGUCACUUCGUCCUCAUUGGCGACCAGCUCUACAAAAAAUCGUUCUCCAGGCCUCUGCUCAAAUGUGUUGGUUCGGAGGAUGUGGACUAUAUUCUGCAAUAG
Zingiber officinale is the source of this 1659-nucleotide messenger RNA. RefSeq lists its product as uncharacterized. The transcript has 4 exons. Bases 1 to 1659 code for a protein of 552 amino acids. Gene Ontology annotation, molecular function: nucleic acid binding; RNA-DNA hybrid ribonuclease activity. NCBI's taxonomy places the organism in Eukaryota, Viridiplantae, Streptophyta, Magnoliopsida, Zingiberales, Zingiberaceae. The record is from RefSeq and is a predicted model, not a curated record.